Aureococcus anophagefferens is the source of this 1644-nucleotide messenger RNA. RefSeq lists its product as hypothetical. NCBI's taxonomy places the organism in Eukaryota, Pelagophyceae, Pelagomonadales, Pelagomonadaceae. The transcript has a single exon. The coding region runs from base 1 to 1644 and encodes 547 amino acids. The record is from RefSeq and is a predicted model, not a curated record.
AUGCACAGCCUCCUGGAGCUCGUCGCGGAGCAGGGCCGCCUGGCGCCGUUCCGGCGCGACGUGCGCAUCUGCUGGGAGUUCCUCGAGCGGGAGAUCCGCGCGGCCAAGGCGCGCGAGGACAAAGAGCGCGCCGCCGCCAGGCCCGCGGCCCGGCCCAAGUCGGCGCACGCGCGGUCGCGGUCGCCGCCGCCGCGGUCGCGGUCGCCGCCGCCGCGGCCCCGGUCGGCCCACGCGCGGUCGAAGUCGCCGGUCAAGGCGCGGAGGCCGCCGCCCAUGGAGGCUAAAGCGCCCGACCGCGCGCCGCUGUCGCCGGCCGCGCUCGCCGCGCCGCCGCCGCCCCUCGAGGCCGUCGCGGGCCCCGCGCCGGCGGCGGCCCACUGGGUCACGGGCGUCGGCCGCGUCGUCGAAGACGAGGGUGUCGAGGACCGGACGAAGCCGUCGCCGCUCCGCGUCGCCGCGGACGUGCCCGUGGGCGUCUCCAAGUUCCAACGGGCCCUCGCGGAGAAGGCGGCGAAGCACCGGCGGCCGUCCCUCGAGUUCCGGCCGCGCUGGGGCGCCGGCGACCCGAGCCCGUCGACGAAGCGGCUCAAGGAGAAGAAAGAAAAACUCGCCAAGUACUCCGUGGCGUCGUCGCUGGACGCCAAAAUCCGCGCGGAGCGCCGCGCGUCCCAGGAGCUCGCCGCCGAGGACGCGCGGUGCCUGGGCGAGGCCCGCGCCAUGCGCGAGGAGGACCGGUCGGCCCUCGAGCGCCGCUUCUUCGAGGUCGGCCGGGAGCCCGUGUUCUUCAUGAAGGCGCGCGCGUUCCUCCCGGUGACCGUCUUCCUCAACCACCGCCGCGACUACCUCGUCGCCGUCUGCCGCGCGGACGCCGCGGACGUCUUCGAGCCGUUGCUGUUCAAGGAGCGCGACCUCGCCGCGGCGGCGAACGACGCCAAGUUCCGCGGCGCGGAGCCGCGGGCGUCGGCGCCGCCGGCGCCGCGCGACUUCGACGCGGACCUGCGGGCGCCGCCGAAGCUCCCCGACUUCGCCGCCCACUACCUCUUCAAGCGCGGGCGCCUGACCAUGCCCGCGACGGACCGCGUCGCGCUCAUCGGCGUCGACUGUUUCUCCAGAGAGGACGCGGUCCGCGCGGGCAACUACGUCGACGCCGCGAGCUUCGGCGACUUCACGGCGGCGGCGACGCGCGACUGGCGCCCGGCGGCCGACGACGGCGGCGCGCUGCGGACGAGCUUCAUCGGCGCGCUGAAGGAGGCCAAGUCGACGGUGAAGCUCAACGCGGCGGACCACGCGACGAUCGCGCGGUCCUCGCAGCGCGUCCGCCGCAACUCCGACUCGCUCGCGCGCAUGCACGAGCAGGACGCGCGCCUCCUCGACGACCUCAUCUCGGGCUACGCGCCGGGCCAGCUCCGGCCCCGGCCGCGGUCCGCCGCGGCCCCGCGGUCGACGCCCAAGGCCCUGUCGCGGCUGCGGUCGGGCUCCGCGAAGCGGCCCGCGCCCCUCGCGGACGUCGACGCCAACGUCGCGCGCGCGCGCCGGUCCUACGAGCCCAAGCGGGACGCGCCGGCCUCGCCCCGCACGCCGGGCGGCUCGCGGCCCAAGUCCGCGCCGAGCGCCGGGCGCCGCGCGGGCAAGGCGCGCUUCUAG